GCAGAGAUCGAGGAUGCUGCGGAGGAGCAGCGCAGGCAACCAGUUGCUCUCCAUCCGCCAAAGUGGAACCUUAACCUCAACCUGUUGCCUCGGCGCCGGGACAAGUCCAGCCGAAUUGUAAUUAGGGGCCUAACGAAUCGCAAACAAAGCAGCAUGUCGCCGAUGCAGAUGCUUUUCUAAGGAUUGAGAGGAGCGGAGCUUUCUGGGAGGUUUUGCCGUGAUCUGCACGCGCGUCCGAGGAAGGAAGGAUGGUCGAAUUGGAGAAGGAGGUGCUCCCGCUGCCCCCGCGGUACCGGUUCCGAGACUUGUUGCUCGGGGACUGGCAGAGCGACGACAGGGUGCAAGUGGAGUUUUACGUCAACGAGAACACCUUCAAGGAGCGCCUCAAGCUGUUCUUCAUCAAAAACCAAAGAUCCAGUUUGCGAGUACGAAUGUUUAACUUUGCACUCAAAGUGCUGAGCUGCCUCCUAUACAUUGUCCGAGUGUUACUGUACAACCCGCAGGAAGAGAGGCCCGACUGCAUGAGUGGCAUGAACUGCACCAAACAAAACACAUCCUCCCGCCCAUGGAAUGAGUUUGACUGGAAGCUGAUCAUCUGGGUGGAAAGACCUCUACCCCUGUGGGCACUGCAGGUGCUCGUGGCUUUUAUCAGCUUUUCAGAAACAAUGUUGCUUGUGUAUCUCAGCUACAAGGGCAACGUCUGGGAGCAAGUACUACGUGUUCCUUUCAUUCUGGAGAUGAUCAGCGCCGUUCCCUUCAUGAUCACUGUGAUUCUGCCCUCAUUCCGAAAUCUCUUCAUCCCAGUUUUCCUCAAUUGCUGGCUGGCCAAACAUGCUCUGGAAAACAUGAUAAACGACCUCCACAGGGCCAUCCAGCGGACGCAUUCGGCCAUGUUCAACCAGGUGGUGAUACUCAUCAGCACGCUGGUGUGUCUCAUGUUUACGUGUAUCUGCGGCAUCCAGCACCUGGAACGAGCGGGCAACAAACUGACCUUGUUUGAUUCGCUCUACUUCUGCGUCGUCACCUUCUCCACGGUGGGCUUCGGGGACGUCACCCCGCAAAUAUGGCCCUCACAGCUCUUGGUGGUCAUCAUGAUCUUCGUGGCGCUUAUCGUGCUCCCCAUACAGUUUGAGCAGCUGGCCUUCCUGUGGAUGGAGCGUCAAAAGUCCGGCGGAAACUACAGUCGGUACCGGGCGCAGACAGAGAAGCACGUGGUGCUGUGCGUCAGCUGCCUCAAGAUCGACCUGCUCAUGGAUUUCCUCAAUGAGUUUUUCGCUCACCCUCGACUGCAGGAUUACUACGUGGUGAUUCUGUGCCCGGCAGAAAUGGAUGUCCAGGUUCGUAGAGUCCUUCAUGUUCCACUGUGGGCCCAGAGAGUCAUUUACCUGCAGGGGUCUGCUCUCAAAGACCAGGACCUGAUGAGAGCCAAGAUGGAUGAUGCCGAGGCCUGUUUCAUCCUCAGCAACCGGUUUGAAGUGGACCGCAUCGCCGCUGAUCAUCAGACCAUCCUGCGGGCCUGGGCGGUCAAAGACUUUGCUCCAAACUGCCCGCUAUACGUGCAGAUCCUCAAGCCGGAGAACAAGUUCCACGUCAAGUUUGCAGAUCACGUGGUGUGCGAGGAAGAGUUUAAGUACGCCAUGCUGGCUUUGAACUGCGUGUGCCCUGGUACCUCCACACUCAUUACUCUGUUGAUCCACUCCUCCAGAGGACAAACUGCACCCCAGGAGGCCUUUAAGCAACGUGGAGGAGCAUUUCAAGCCCUUAACAGGGAAGGCGGCGCCUGCGCUGCCGACCAGUGGCAUCGAACCUACCGCCGCUGCUCAGCCAAUGAGGUGCACCACAUCCGUCUGGAGGAGAGCAAAUUCUUCGGGGAAUACCAGGGCAAGAGUUUUACCUUUGCCUCCUUUCAUGCUCACAAGAAGUACGGAGUGUGCUUGAUAGCAGUACGGAGGCUGGACACCACCAACAUCCUGCUGAACCCUGGCCCGUGUCAUAUCAUGGGGUCCUCUGACAUUUGCUUUUACAUCAACAUCUCUAAAGACGAGAACUCCGCAUUUGUCCGAGGCCAAAGGGAGCCGUCGUGGGGUAGCGUGGGUAGCAACGCCAGGGGGGUUCACCAAAGCAUUUACCACGGACUCACUCGCCUGCCAGUGCACAGCAUUAUCGCCAGCAUGGGCACAGUAGCAAUCGACCUUCAAGAUUCCAGCGACAGCAGCCCAGAAGGUCCAGACCCUGGGAGCGCUGGGCCCGGCAGCGGGAGAGGAAGUCGAAGCAGCUCCAGAACGGAGAUGAGUGGGGCCAACACUUUGGCUUUACCCGCCAUGGGCGAUUCCGCCGAGGAGAGGCGGCACAGCAUCGCUCCCGUUCUGGAGUUAGUGGACGGUGUGAGCAACCCGACCUUUGACCUGCUGGGGGACCAGUCUGAGGACGAGGGAGGGGAGGAGAGCAAGGACGACUGUGACAAAGACGAGAGCGCCCACUGGUGGGGUCGACACUGCGAGUGGGUGAAGGGCUACCCGCUCAACUCCCCAUACAUUGGCAGCUCACCUGCUCUUUGCCAUCUCCUUCAAGAAAAGAUGCCUUUUUGCUGCCUACGUAUGGACAAGGCUUGUCACCAUAUCCCAUUCGAAGACGCCCGCUCCUAUGGCUUUAAAAACAAACUGAUCAUCGUCUCGGCAGAGAGUGCAGGGAACGGUCUUUACAAUUUCAUCGUUCCCCUCCGGGCCUACUACCGGCCCAGAAAAGAGCUGAACCCCAUUGUGCUGCUUCUGGAGAGCAUACCAGAGGCAGACUUUCUGGAGGCAAUCUGCUGGUUCCCCAUGGUUUUCUACACAGUGGGCUCCAUGGACAAUUUAGACAGCUUGUUGCGGUGUGGAGUGACGUUUGCCGACACCAUGGUGGUGGUUGACAAGGAAAGCUCCAUGAUUGCGGAAGAGGACUACAUGGCUGAUGCGAAAACAAUCGUCAACGUCCAGACACUCUUCAGACUGUUCCCAGCAUUAAGUAUUAUUACUGAGCUCACACACCCAGCCAAUAUGCGCUUCAUGCAGUUCAAAGUCAAAGACUACUACUCUCAAGCUCUGUCCAAGCUGGAAAAGAAGGAAAGGGAGAGAGGGUCCAACCUUGUGUUUAUGUUUCGCCUGCCCUUUGCAGCAGGCAAAGUGUUCAGUGUCAGUAUGCUAGACACACUCCUCUACCAGUCGUUCGUCAAAGAUUACAUGAUCUCCAUUACCAGGCUGCUUCUAGGCCUCGACUCCAUGCCUGGUUCCGGGUUCCUCUGCGCUAUGAAAAUCACAGAAGAUGAUUUAUGGAUACGGACGUACGGCAGGCUUUACCAGAAGCUGUGCUCCUCCACAGGGGAUAUUCCUAUUGGUAUCUACAGAACAGAAGCCCAUAAGCUUCCAGUUUCAGAGUCGCAGGUAUCCAUCACAGUGGAAGACUACGAGGACACCAGAGAACCUAGAGAGCCCCUGCUGUCUCGAAGCGGGGCGCACCGCAACUCAACCUCCUCAGAGCCAGUUUCGAGCUCAUCCCACUCCUCGGACCACCCGCUACUUCGCCGAAAGAGCAUGCAGUGGGCGCGGCGGCUGAGCAGGAAAGGCGGACGCAGCUCAGGAGGAGCCAAGGGCGGCGCCGGCAACGCUGCUGAAAGGAUCAGCCAGCAGAGGCUGACCUUGUUCCGGCGCUCAGAGAGACAGGAACUCAAUGCCCUUGUGAGGACCAGAAUGAAGCAUUUGGGUCUCUCGCCCACUGGCUUCAAUGGCAUGACGGACCAAGGCAACAGACUGUCUUACAUCCUUAUCAACCCCUCUCCAGACACCAGACUGGAGCUGCAUGAUGUUGUGUAUCUCAUCAGACCUGACCCCCUCUCACUGGUACCCAAUCAAGGGAGCGGUAGAAAGUGCAGCACCGGACUUGGAGAAAGCCACAGGUUCGAUACCCAGGACAGCACUCACCUGUGAAACGCAAGAACCAAAAGAAACAAAACACUGAAAACUCUCUCUUGAGAGGAGCAGCAAAGAAAGCUAGACUGCCGUCAGAUCAUCUGAAACUCAGCCGCAGCGGAUGUGCGUGGAGCUCAUCUUGGAACGCUGGAGACGUUCAGAUUGUGCACCUUGCUCAUUUUCAAAGCAGAGACUUCGGGACACAGAAGUGCAUUAAUGAGAAAGGAAAACUACGUAUUUGUAUUGUUGUGCGUAUGUGCAUGUUUUGUACUGCCGCAUUCACCUUUUGGUGGACAUAAGUAUUGAGACACUACAUCCGUUGUAGGAUUGCUAUGUUGAAAGAGAAAAGGGCCUCCCCCCCCAAACCGGGAGUUGUGAUUGACUGGUGACCAAUCUGGGGUGUCGUGGUCACUAUAGCCUCUCACUAUGGGAUAAGCGCCAGCUCACCCGUGCAUCUGAUUAGGAUGAGCUCUAAAUUUAUAAUGUAUACAGGUGAAUUGACAUUAAGGCGUGUCUCAGUACUAAUGUCAAUGUAGUAUCGACCUCUUCAUCAUGCUUAAAGGAUGGCAGUGUACUUCUGAGGGAAAGAAAUCUGACUACCAAUUGGGAAAUGAUUGACACCUUAUGUACUUACAAAUUUGAUCCUUUCAAACAAUUCGGUGACGACUAGGGAUGCCAUAAACAAUUGUUUUGAUAGUCUAUUAAUCACUGAUUGUUUUUGCGAUGAGUCGAGGAAUUAAUCGGCUCAUAUAUAAAGCACAUGUUGUUUAUUGUUAUAUUUCGCCAGGCUUUACAUUUUAGUUGUUAAUGGACCAUGAAUAUGUACAUUAACUACUGUAUAUCAUUGUUUUCCAAAGCAAAAGCAGAUGAUCAAAAACAGAAAUCAAAGACUAUUUAUUGGGUUUCCGUUUGUUUAUUAUCUAAAAUAAUUACAUUUAUAAAAUACAGUAUAUUACAUAGAAUAUUUAAUGAUUCUUUUUUUUUUUGAUAAAUAAAAAAAUAAAAAUAAAGGCAUAGAAUAUUUGCUGUUUUUCUGCCUGCCUGCUUUUUUCUGGGUAAAAUAUAUUGAUAUUAAUGAAAUAAACUUAAAAUUAAAUAAAUUAUGUACUGUUAUUAAGAGGGUCAAAAAUAGGAUAUGGACAACAUCUAUGAAUGAAUAAUCAAAUAUCAAAAGAGUUGUUGAUUAACUGACAAUCGAUUGCCGUAAUUUUCAGAUUAUAAGCCGCUACUUUUUUGCUUCAUUUCGAAUACUGCACCUUGUAGUUCAAUGCAACUUAUUUGUUGAUUUAUUUGGGUUAAAAGGUAACACUAACUCCAUUUAUGUCCAGCUCGGAUCUUUUACAUCCAUUCAAAAAUGAGAUAAUUUGCCGGAUAAUACUAAAUGCCAUCUGUUAUAAGCAUUCAUUAAUGCUUAUGACAGUGUCAUGUCAUAAUUCUAAUUGUCUAAUGACAGUCUUGUGGGGGCACUGUCAAAUAAAGUGUGAACAAAUACCAUAACUAGCAAUUAAUGAAACAACUGGAACAAUAACUGAAAUAAUUAGCACAGAACAUGAAUUUUGUUAUUUACAUCUGUAGCGCUGCAAUGCAAGCUAGGAGGCAUGUUGGACGACAACAGUGUUGACAGCAGGUGGCAGCAGAGGUUGACUGUCUCCCCAAGGGAGCAGUCAUAGCCAAAUGAAGCUUUUUGAAGCAAUGGUGCUUCAUUUGGUCUUAUGACAAGCGUAUGAUGCUGCUGUCAAAUAAAGUGUUACUGGUUAAUAUCUUUUGGUGUGAAUAUCCCAUAAUACAGUGUGAGGACAGCUGCGGCUUAUGGUCCAAUGCGGCUAAUCUGUGAACAAAUGUCAUUUUCGUGUCGAAUUUGGUGAGUGGCGGCUUAUAGUCAGGUGCGCCUUAUAGUGCAAAAAUUACGGUAGUUGUCUAUUAAUCGUGGCAGUUCUACUGACGGGUAUUAAGUUAGUGGAUGUUGUGAGUAGUAAAAUAGAUCAUAAAAGUUUUUUGGGUAUUUCGGUAUCUCGUUAGCUAGCAUUGACAGCGAGAGAAGUCCAAUUUAUUUGAGCGUGAUCGUUCACUACCAUCCGUUCCAGUUUUUAACACUCAAAGUAUGCGUAUUAUCAUGAUGAAAAGGUCCACGUGUGCAGUGUAUGUAUGUAUGUGUGUGUGUGUAAGAGAGUGGAAGCGAGAAACUGCCAAGUCAACCCGGAACCAGCUGCCAAAUUGAAGCAAAGGGACAUUUUUUGUGUCCCCCUCUCUGUGUCGUCAGUGUGGUUUUGUUACAUUCACUCUUGUUUGUUUUAUUAGCACACACUUUGUGAGUUUUGUAUUUUUUAUUUAUUUUUUGUCCCACCCUUUUCUUUCAUGAACUAAAUGUGACAGCCUCAAAUGCUCACAAUUCCUUUUACACUGGUUCGGGCUGUUUUUUUUCAUGAUGUUUCUGUUGGCCUUUUAUGACGCAUCCUAAGCUGAAUGUGCCAUUUCCCUAAAAAAAAAUGUGUGUGUGACUAUGUGGUUGCUGUUGCUUCAAUGCCAUUCUAAAAAGAACAUGUACAUAUUAAAAAUCAUUCAAUUUGUCUUUGUUUUAAUACUUCCAUGAUUCUAUUUUUUAUCAGGGUGUUCUACUGAGCUUUUAUCAUAGCUUUUGACCAAUUGCAUCCCAAAAUAAAUGGGUAACU
Corythoichthys intestinalis (scribbled pipefish) is the source of this 6613-nucleotide messenger RNA. It is a transcript of the gene kcnt2b, whose product is annotated as potassium sodium-activated channel subfamily T member 2b. The record is from RefSeq and is a predicted model, not a curated record. Gene Ontology annotation, cellular component: plasma membrane. Gene Ontology annotation, biological process: potassium ion transmembrane transport. Bases 249 to 3962 code for a protein of 1237 amino acids. Gene Ontology annotation, molecular function: intracellular sodium-activated potassium channel activity; outward rectifier potassium channel activity. The transcript has 30 exons. Lineage: Eukaryota; Metazoa; Chordata; Actinopteri; Syngnathiformes; Syngnathidae.